ACCGAUCCGAAAGGGUUGAAACUUGAAGAUCUUGGAGUCGACCGGUUUCUGGGAGACUGACUGAGUUUGGAGGAAUUUGCAUUUCACUUUUUUCACUCUUUACGCCUUUUUAUUGUGCAUCUCCAGAGCGCUGUUUUCCACUUGGAAUUUUCAAUCUUGUUUAUUUUCCUACAUAUUCUGCUAUCUCCGCCCGCUCUUUGCCAAACCUCGGCUACGCAUACGGAUCAUCCAUCGCAUCGCAUCACGACAAAUUACAUUUCUUUUCAAAUAAGAUAAAAGACAGUCACAGAUAGAACUAUACAAAUGAGCCGACCAUCCGCAAAGAUCUGCGCGGAGUAUCUGCCCACCGCGCUGAAAUCAAGGGCAGUUUCGGUUCCGCGAUCAUCAACAACCCUCGCCACUACGAGUACGGCUACCCCGCGGGCCGCAACUAGGUCACCAUCGCAUAUUAGGGAAUGUCGGAGGGGCGUGCAUCAGGCUGGGGGGUAUGAGCGUCGACAGGUUCCCGGGGUAGUGGUUCAGCAGAGGGGUAAUGCGUUGAAGUUGAAGGAGAGUGUGCGAGGGUUUGCGACGGAGGCGCAGAGUGGUGCUGGUGGGCCGUUGAUGGAGUAUGAUGCGAGAGUUGGACAGGGGAGGUUACGGGAUGAUCCGUAUCAGAGGCAAAUCAUCCAACAACUUCAACGUCUAUACGAAGUGUUGAAAGGCUAUAACCCACCCAAGGUCAUCCACCCUACCGUCGAGUCGCUCGAUCCGAACCCCAAAACAUCCUUCUUCGGCUCCUUAUUCGGGCGCGGAAACAAGUCCAACGAGAAUACCAUAUCCGAAGACCUCCCCAAGGGCUUGUACAUGUAUGGGGAUGUGGGAUGCGGGAAGACCAUGCUGAUGGAUCUGUUUUAUGAGACGUUGCCGGCGAAUAUCCAGGCCAAGUUGAGGAUUCAUUUUCACAAUUUCAUGCAGGAUGUGCAUAAGCGACUGCAUGUGGUCAAAAUGAAGUAUGGGAGUGAUUUUGAUGCGCUGCCGUUGGUGGCCGCGGAUAUUGCCGAGGGAUCGAGUGUGUUGUGUUUCGAUGAGUUUCAGUGUACGGAUGUUGCUGAUGCGAUGAUUUUGAGGAGACUUCUCGAACUCCUCAUGUCCCACGGUGUUGUACUCGUCACGACAUCAAACAGACACCCCAACGAUCUUUACAAGAACGGUAUCCAGCGCGAGUCGUUCAUCCCCUGUAUCAAACUCCUGCAAACCGCCUUGGAUGUGAUCAACUUGAACUCGCCCACGGAUUACCGUAAAAUCCCCCGCCCCCCGUCUGGCGUCUACCACCACCCGCUGGGCGCCGAUGCAGAGCAACAUGUGCAGAAAUGGUUCGAGUACCUGGGCGACCCGAUCAAUGAUCCCCCGCACCCCGCGACGCAGGAGGUAUGGGGGCGAAAGAUCGAAGUGCCCCUUGCCAGCGGUAGAGCCGCGCAAUUCAGCUUCCAGCAGUUGAUCGGAAGAGCGACAGGAGCGGCCGAUUAUCUGGAGUUGGUCCGUAAUUACGAUGCCUUUAUCGUCACCGAUGUUCCGGGAAUGACUUUGAGCGAGCGGGAUUUGGCGAGGAGAUUCAUUACAUUUAUCGAUGCUGUUUAUGAGGGCAGAGCCAAAUUGGUUCUCACCACCGCAGUCCCCCUGUCCAACCUUUUCAUGUCGGAGAAUGAAGUGAAAGACUCCGUCAGCGACGGUUCCGACCUUUCAGAUGCGAUGCGCAUGAUGAUGGACGACCUGGGUCUCUCCAUGCAAGCCCUGAAAUCGACCUCCAUCUUCAGCGGAGACGAGGAGCGAUUCGCCUUUGCGCGUGCCCUGUCCCGGUUGUCCGAGAUGGGCAGUAAAGAGUGGGUGGAGCGGGGUUUGGAAGCGAGUGUGGACAAUGCUGCCACUGAGAGUAAAGAUGCUCGUGAAGCUUAUCAAUAACGUGUUGGUCUAGACUUUUUGCGUGUUUUAUACCUUGAUUCAGCUGUUGAUGUGUAUAUACCCCAUGGGUAGAUUAUAGAGACUUGUGUUAGACUAGUCAUUUACAUGUAUAGCUCCAUUCGAUGAUUAUGAAUCUGCAUCACAUAC
This is a messenger RNA of Aspergillus wentii DTO 134E9, 2088 nucleotides long. Its product is annotated as AFG1 family ATPase. The transcript has 4 exons. Lineage: Eukaryota; Fungi; Ascomycota; Eurotiomycetes; Eurotiales; Aspergillaceae. Gene Ontology annotation, biological process: protein quality control for misfolded or incompletely synthesized proteins. The record is from RefSeq and is a predicted model, not a curated record. Gene Ontology annotation, cellular component: cytoplasm; mitochondrion. Gene Ontology annotation, molecular function: ATP hydrolysis activity; ATP binding. The coding region runs from base 304 to 1941 and encodes 545 amino acids.